UUCACAUGCACUUCGUCGUUCAAGCUGCAAGUGGCAGCAAAGUGCCUUCAGUUUCCUCGCCUGCCUGUCACAGCUGUUGACAAUCAUCGAAGAAGAACAGGACGUUGAAGUGUGAUCAUGCGUCAAUAUUCAACAUGGGCACGCAAGUGAAAGACGUCUUCAUUAGUCCCGACGCCCCCCGCACGCUUCUGCUGGACAAACAUGCCGACUAUAUCGUCGCAUACGGCUGCAAAAAGGACGACUAUGAGUACACGCUGUCCGAGUACCUGCGCAUGAGCGGCAUUUACUGGGGGCUGACGGUGAUGGACCUGAUGUCUCAGCUUCCUCGCAUGAACCGCCAGGAGAUUGUGGACUUCAUCACGGCGUGUCAACACGAGUGCGGCGGCGUCAGCGCCAGCAUCGGCCACGACCCGCACCUGCUCUACACGCUCAGCGCCGUGCAGAUUCUGUGCUUGUAUGACUGCGUAGAUGCUUUGGAUGUGGACAAAGUGGUGGAGUACGUCAAAGGAUUGCAGCAGGACGACGGCUCUUUCGCGGGAGACAAAUGGGGGGAAAUCGACACGAGAUUUUCCUUCUGUGCAGUGGCCACCCUUUCAUUGCUGGGCAAGAUGGACGCCAUCGACAUGGACAAGGCAGUGGAGUUCGUCUUGACCUGUAUGAAUUUCGACGGUGGUUUUGGCUGCAGGCCUGGCUCGGAGUCUCACGCCGGUCAGAUUUAUUGUUGCACAGGCUUCCUGUCGCUGACGGGCCAGCUGCACCAGCUCAACGCCGACCUGCUGGGCUGGUGGCUCUGCGAGAGGCAGCUGCCGUCGGGGGGCCUCAAUGGGCGGCCUGAGAAGCUUCCCGACGUUUGCUACUCCUGGUGGGUGCUGGCUUCCCUCCGGAUCAUCGGCAAGAUCCACUGGAUCGACAAGGACAAGCUGCGCUCCUUCAUUCUGGCCUGCCAGGAUGAGGAGACGGGAGGCUUCGCCGACCGGCCGGGCGACAUGGUGGACCCUUUCCACACGCUGUUCGGAAUCGCCGGGCUCUCCCUGCUAGGAGAUGAGAAGAUCAAGCCGGUGAAUCCCGUGCUGUGCAUGCCCGAGGACGUGCUGCAGAGGCUCGGCCUGAAGCCGGAGCUCCUCAGCUAGCCGCUGCGUCUUAUGCUAACGUGUGCUGGCGUCUUACCCUUGUACAGACACACACGGAAGUAGACAUUCCUGUAUGCGGUGACUUGCUUUGAUGAUUAGUUUAAGGGGAAACUUAUGGAAGUAAAUAUGUGCAAACCAGGAUUUGAAUUUGAAAUGCCACAGAAAGCAGGAUUUGAAUUUUACUGAGCCCCUAAAUGGACAUUGGGGGGAAAAAACCUGGUUUCUCAUUGUAAUGAGUAAGUAGUCCAUUGCAUGUGUACAUGUAUAAAAGACCCUUAUUCCUGAUUCAGGAAGCUACCGCUAGCAGCUAAAUAAACUACGACUACCUGAACGCAGGAAUCUACUAUCGGGUAAAUAAGCUACGACCCACAAGUAAGCGUUUUUCGACACUCUCAUUGUAAUGAGUAACUUACUCAUGAGUAACUUCCUCAGUUUAAUGAAGGAAGUUACUCAUUGCAGUGUGAAAAUGAGAAAGUUACUCAUUACAAUAACAAAGUUACUCAUUACAAUGAGAAACCAGUUAGUUUUUUUUCAAUGUCCCUUUAGGGGCUCUGUAGAAUUUGAAAUGUAAAGUGGUCAUAUUUUCAAUUGUUGUAUUUCACUAUAACUUCAAUGUUAACAAUUCAAUUGGCUCCAAUUCGUUGCCUAAAAUUCAGCGUCUGUAACACCAGGCAGGGUUACUUCAGGUCAGAACCGAACACCCAGCCAAUCCAAUUAGGCUUUCUUAGUAUGUGACAUCACGUGAGUAAGAAAGCGUAAUUGCGAUUGGCUGGGUGUUCUGCAUGGUGGCACAGAUGGUGAAUUUUAGACAGCGAAUUGUAGCAAUGAUUGAAAAUGUGAUCACUUUACAUUUGUUUUCUGUGGCAUUUCAAAUUCAAACCCUGGUGGCACUUAUUGCCCUCCGUAGAAUCUUAUCAUGGAAUGUUAUUUGAAUCCAAACACUCGGACUUGUUCGUGACACUUUACUAAAACACCUGACCUACGUGGAUUAUACGGUUACAGAAAUGAUGAAUUGUGACCUCAGCGUUGUCUUUCUUCCCAAAAUCGUAUAGUGUGAAUACAAAUAUGUAACUUAUUUGUUUGCUGGAGCAAUAAAUGUCAGAUGUUCUCA
Messenger RNA from Syngnathoides biaculeatus (alligator pipefish), 2241 nucleotides. RefSeq names its product Rab geranylgeranyltransferase subunit beta (gene rabggtb). The transcript is spliced from 9 exons. Bases 135 to 1130 code for a protein of 331 amino acids. The record is from RefSeq and is a predicted model, not a curated record. Gene Ontology annotation, cellular component: Rab-protein geranylgeranyltransferase complex. Gene Ontology annotation, molecular function: Rab geranylgeranyltransferase activity. Gene Ontology annotation, biological process: protein geranylgeranylation. NCBI's taxonomy places the organism in Eukaryota, Metazoa, Chordata, Actinopteri, Syngnathiformes, Syngnathidae.